CACCCUCAUUAUCGAAUCUCGAGCAAAGUCGACAACUGUCUCCGAAUGAAAGUCGAUGUCAACGAUUUUCGCUCAACAGCUGUUAUUUGUUAUCAAAUUGAUUUUAAAUACUUUCUGCGCCAAAACUUGAGUUCCGUUAAAAAUCUCUUGUGAAUACAUUAAUUCAAAUUAAUACAUAUAUUUUUGAAGAAAUUUUCAUUUGUUUGCAAUGACACGACGAGGAUCUGCACGUAAACCAGUUCAGUUGUCUACUCCUCCGAAGGCCGUAACGAAGACACCGAAGCAGCAAAAGAUGUGUCGAUCUCCUAAGUUUGGCCAUCUAUCAGCAGAAUCUGUUUACACCAUGACCUCUCGGGAUUUCCAAACAGAUACUAAUGCACAUGUGGAAAUAAUUGCUGAGCAUCUGAAAGAUAUCAGUUGUAUUAACUUCUUCCAAGCAGCAAUAAUGCAUAAUAAACACUUGUUUCGUGGUCGCACAGUUUUGGACAUAGGUUGUGGUGUGGGUAUAUUAUCCUUGUUUGCUGCUAAAGCAGGUGCAGCUCAAGUGUACGCAGUGGACUCUUCCAAUGUGUUGGAUUAUACAAAACAAAUAGUUAGCGAUAAUGGUUAUGCUGAUGUUAUACAUGUGAUAAAGGGUUCUAUAGAAAAAAUCGAGCUACCAGUUAAGAAUGUAGACAUUAUUAUUUGUAAUUGGUUGGGAUAUUCUAUGCUAUUCCAAGCGGCAUGCAAUUUAGUUAUCUAUGCGCGUGACAAGUGGCUGAAAAAGGAGAAUGGUAUUAUAUUGCCUGAUGUGGCAAAGCUAUUCAUGGCUGCUAUUGAGGAUAGUAAGAGUAAGAAUGAUCGCGUAGAAUGGUGGAACGAUGUGUAUGGCAUUAAUAUGAAAUGUAUGCGUGAUUUCGCGUUAUCCGAACCAAGCUUUCAGUUAGUGCAACCGAAACAACUGUUAAGCACACAAUUCGGUAUAAAAUACCUCAACAUGCAUACUGCAACGAAGGAAGAUUUGAAAUUCCGCUGUAAAUAUAUGUUGGAAAUGCGUCGCAGUGGAUAUGUGGAUGGCAUCACUACAUACUUCCAGGUAUUUUUCACAAAAUCACAUACACCAAUGGGUUUAAGUACGGAUCCUUGUGUAUGGCGCACUCAUUGGAUGCAGGCGGUGUUCUUUUUGGACAAGCCAGUUUAUGUAAAUGCUGGUGAACUCUAUUAUGGUGGCAUAGAGAUGCAAUCUGUUGGUCCAGGCUGUGAUCUUAACAACAUGGAAUUGGGAUUCGAAAUGUUUAGUGGAGAUCCGUCACAUCUGCAACUAGAAGCUGAAAUGCAUUGGAAGCUGAAACCACAUGCCGUAAUUGUUCAGGACCAAAUCGAAGAAAAUAAAAGUAAAGAGCUUAAUAUGAAAGAAGAGACCAUAAAUAACGAUCAACAUAAAUCGAAAGAAAUGGAAAAGAAUCUUAUGACUAAUAAAAAUGUCGAUUCACCAAAAAUAUUCGUUAAAAUUGAUAAAGACAAGUCGCCACCGAUCUCACCUACAAGUGUGGUAAUAGGAGAUUAUACGUACCCCUGCUUAGUGAUGAAGAAGAGCAAAAAAAUGAAGCAUGCCAAGAAAGGAUAAAAUACUAUAUGAAAGGAAGCGUAAACAAAUUGUGAUUUAAAAGCUCAAAAUGUAACGCAUUUGUAUACCUACACUGGCAGUACCCUUUAUUUUUUUUUACAAAUUUUUAACAUCACAACUGGUACACUGAGUCAAGGCUGAAAAUAUUGUUAUUUUAAAGUUUUUAAAACUUUCGGUUAUAAAUUACAAAAUUAUUAAUUUAAUUCUUAAUCGUUUUUGGAAGUACCAACUUUGAACAUACUAUUAUUAAUUUUCAGUAUCAGUGUUCAGAAAUCAGAAACUCGUUAUUCUUACAGUAAUUUCGAUAACGAACUGUUUUCGUAUUACUCGACAUGAUUUGCCUUAAUAUCACAUGUUUAACUGUAAAUUGUCAAAUUUAUUAUCUUAUUUUAAUUUUGAACUAUUAUUUGCGCUUUAAAUUAAAUGUAAUA
Molecule: messenger RNA, 2037 nt
Organism: Ceratitis capitata (Mediterranean fruit fly)
Lineage: Eukaryota; Metazoa; Arthropoda; Insecta; Diptera; Tephritidae
Product: protein arginine N-methyltransferase 1
Exons: 2
Coding region: 209-1606 (465 amino acids)
Biological process (GO): peptidyl-arginine methylation
Cellular component (GO): nucleus
Molecular function (GO): protein-arginine N-methyltransferase activity
Source: RefSeq, a predicted model, not a curated record